AUGAAUAAACGUGAACAAGAUAAGGAAAGUGAUAUGAAUGAAGAAGAUAAGAGUUUGCAGGAAGAACUGUUACAAGCGGUUGACGUAUUAAAAGGUAAAGACGAGACAGCAAUGUUGCUAUCGUUAAAUCAUCUAAGAAUGCUAAUACGCACAUCUACGACUUCAAUGACUUCCGUUCCAAAACCUCUUAAAUACUUAAGACAUUUUUAUUCGAGCUUGAAGAGAUCGUACGAAAGACUCGAACGAAAGGAAGUAAAAAUACGUUUUGCAGAAAUUCUGAGUGUGCUCGCUCUAGCCGGAGCCACUUCAGCAUUCAGGGAUUGCUUAAAUUUUUGCAUCAGGGGAGAGGUGAAUAAUCCCGGUGAAUGGGGCCAUGAAUAUGUGAGACAACUCGAAACAGAAAUCGUUGACGAAUGGACAAAUGCGCCGAUCAAAGAGGAGAAUGAGAUCAGAAAACGUCUUACACCGUUAAUUAAAAGCAUCAUCGCAUUUGAUAUAAAACAUAACGCAGAGAUACAAGCAUGUGAUCUGUGCUUGGAGAUUGAUGAGCUGAAUUUCCUCGCGGAACAUUUGGAUUCCACAAACUUUGCACGAGUGUGUCAUUAUUUAAUUAGCUGCGCGGCUUACAGUGAGGACACGGAAAGAAGACAAAUAUUAGAAUUCGCCACAGAGCAAUAUCUGAAGUUUAACGAAUUUACAAGAGCAAUUUUGAUAGCACUGCAACUUGCAAAUUCAGAACUCAUUUUCAAGUGCUUUAACGCUUGUCCUGACUCUUUGAUGAGAAAUCAACUAGCCUUUAUCCUCGUCCGACUGCAAGAUCAACCCUUAAAAAUACAAGAGUAUCAAGGAAAUGACGUCAAAGAUAUAGAGGCGAUUUUUAGCAACGGUCACGUGAAUACUCACUUCCAAAUCCUUGCCAGAGAACUUGACAUACUCGAGCCGAAACUUCCGGAAGAUAUUUAUAAGAGCUGGUUAAUGAGUGGAUCCAGACAAAUCGAACACAAUUCUGCGAGAGCGAAUUUGGCGGCGAGCUUUGUUUCUGGUUUCGUACAUGCAGGUUUCGGCGAGGAUAAAUUGAUGGCGAAUACAUCUGAAUGUUGGGUGUACAAAAAUAAGGAACAUGGAAUGUUGUCAGCUACUGCUUCUCUGGGCUUAAUACACAUGUGGGAUGUCGACGGUGGAUUAGUUCCUAUCGACAAAUAUUUGUACACGAACGAAGAUUACAUAAAGUCUGGUGCCUUGCUGGCUAUCGGACUGGUAAAUUGUGGAGUUCAUAAUGAAUGCGAUCCCGCUCUGGCGCUUCUCAGCGAUUACGUGAACUCGAGCAGUCAGAUUCUUCGCAUCGGGGCCGUCUUGGGUUUAGGUCUGGCUUAUUCUGGAUCCAGAAGAAAAGACGUUACUGGAUUUCUUUCUGAAGCUUUAGCCGAUGAGCAAAAUAAUAUGCAAGUGUUAUCAUUAAUUGCCAUCUCCUUGGGCCUUGUAAAUGUAGGCUCGGGAGAUUCCGAUGUGUCUUCGACUAUUCUGUUAAAAUUAUUGGGAUUAUCUGUGAAGGAACUUGCCAUUACGCAUUCCAGAUUUUUAGCGUUAGCUCUGGGAAUGAUUUACAUGGGAACUCGAGACGCCAUAGAAACACCAUCCGCAGCACUUGAAGCUCUGCCAAAACCGUACAAUUUUAUGUCGCAAACUAUGCUACAAAUUUGCGCGUACGCGGGCACCGGUGAUGUUUUGAUAGUACAAGAACUAUUAAGAAUCUGUUCGGAAACAAAUGAGGAAAUAACGAGUGUAAAAACCACACCUGAAAGCACUCCGACAUCAAGCUGUUGCGAUCAAAGAGAAUCGCAAAAUAGUUCUGCCACGUUAGAGAAGAAUAAAAAGGCUGACAAUCAAACUGACGAGUCUGCUAAAGAUAUUGGAGCGCCGCAGGCAAUAGCAUUUCUUGGAGUAGGAAUAGUUGGGCUUGGAGAAGGGAAGGAAAACUCGAGAAUUUUUGGUCAGAUCGGAAGAUACGGUCCAACGCCAGCGCGACGAGCUAUGCCACUCGCGAUGGCUCUAUCCUCUCUGUCGAAUGCCGACCCAGCAGUUCUCGACGUGUUGAACAAAUACAGCCACGAUCACGACGCCGACGUUGCCCUCAAUGCGAUCCUCGCCCUCGGUCUCGUAGGCGCCGGUACGAAUAAUGCACGAUUAGCGACGAUGUUGAGACAAUUGGCGGCUUAUCACGCGAAAAAUCCGUCUCACCUGUUCCUCGUACGCAUCUCUCAGGGUCUGGUGCACUUGGGCAAGGGUACUUUAUCCUUGUCGCCCUUGCGAUACGCCUCGAAAGUCGUAGAUUACACCGCCUUAGCUGGGCUGAUGGUUGUUCUCGUUGCAUGUCUAGAUUGCAAAAAUCUUAUACUAUCGCAGUCGCAUUAUUUGCUGUAUUGUUUAGCGGUUGCGAUGGAGCCAAGAUGGCUAGUUACCGUCGACGAAAAUCUUAAGAGUUUGCCGGUAUCGGUGAGAGUCGGUCAAAGUGUGGAUGUUGUGGGAAAAGCGGGUAAUCCAAAAUCCAUUGUCGGUGGUCACGUACAAACUACACCGGUGUUACUGUGUGCAGGUGAAAAAGCAGAAUUAGUGUCGGAUCAGUACACAUCGCUUUCCAGUGUGCUGGAAGGUUUCGUGAUCCUUCGCGAGAAAGUAUAAUGUGUUGUUUCUACCCGUGCGCGAUUUAAAUGCGCGGUGUAAAUAUUUUAUAGCAGGCUAUAGUAGAUUAAAAGGAUUUUCAUUUAACAUUCUGCGGUGACUACUUGGAUUGUCUUUCGAUUUGACCGCAUCUUCUUUAGGAGAACAAAGUCACACAUUAAAAAAUUUUUUCUUUAACAGACAGAUCUAUGUAAAAUAAAUUAGGGAAAGAAAAUAUUGUGCAUGUAGACUGUUGCGCGAUAUUUGCUGAUUAAUGAUCAACGAAGUGGUAACAAUGGCUGACAAAUGCUUAGAUUUUUCAUACGUUUGCAUUUAUUUAACUUUAGGGACUAGCGGAAGCAAUGUGCUCUAUACAACAGAAACAUACAUUGGUUCGCGUUACACAGUGGGAACAAUAACGUUGCACCAUGAUCAAAAAGACCGGACACAUGACAAAAAAAAUUAACAAAACCGGCCGGGAAAAUCGUUCAAAUUGCAAUAAACUGUAAUAAAAUUAAGAGCCAAUUACGCGAAUAAAAAUAUAUUCAUAAAAAAAUGUAAAUUUUAAAUAACAAAGAUAACGAAAUAAUUAAUUGCGAUCAUGGAGCACGUUAGCUUUUCUUUGUGAUAAAGCGGUUACCCAAGCAACACAAUAGUUUAAGAGAGACGUUUAAAAGAUCAUCACCAAGUGAAAAAUCGGAACGUAUUGCCGGACAGCUAAUCGGGAUCGUGUUGCCUUGGUAGGAAUUGUAAGUGUUACACAAAUGUACAGCGUGCUUAGGACGCUCUGUAAGACUAACGAUUCCUCUCUCGCGUGAAAUGUCCCAUGACAUUCGCUUAGUAGGCACAUGAUUUAAGGGUAAGGAGGCGAAAUGUGUGUAUGUAUAGUAAAACGCAGUUAAUUCGAUAAAAUAUCGCAUGCGCGUCGACAAUACAAUAGUUUGGUGACUUCGUUUAAACGAAUGUAUCAAUCUUAUCGGACGCAUGCGUAUCCGAAAUACGUGUAAUAAACGCAUGUAUGAUAAUCAUACACGGUUGGCGUAACAGGCGAUACGUCGUAUGUUUUUUUUCAACUAUAUGAAAAUUCAACUUUAUUCGCUUUGAAUAAAUCCGCUCUAUUUAAUGAACGCGCGUACGUUCGGUAUAUUUAGCUUGCUGCACCUAUUUCUUCGAAAUUUUUUAAAUUCUGCGCAGGACCUAAUUUAAGGGUGGAGGAUAUAAUUGCCGUGUAUUUAUAAAAUUAUUUUAGUCGGUAGUAAAUAUCGAUAACAUCUGAACAUUGUUCAAUUUAUAUUUCGAAAGUAGCAUAAAACAAGUUUUGAAAUAGAAUAAAACUCGAGAUAAGAGUGACUUGCACGAAAUGCCUUUCUUUUUUUUAAAAUUUUUGUGAAUAUGCUUUUUGAUGUCAUACAUCAACAUU
Molecule: messenger RNA, 4078 nt
Organism: Nylanderia fulva
Lineage: Eukaryota; Metazoa; Arthropoda; Insecta; Hymenoptera; Formicidae
Source: RefSeq, a predicted model, not a curated record